Messenger RNA from Prunus armeniaca (apricot), 1254 nucleotides. Lineage: Eukaryota; Viridiplantae; Streptophyta; Magnoliopsida; Rosales; Rosaceae. The record is from the annotation of a GenBank genome assembly.
AUGGCAUACACCACAGACAGCUCAACUACUGGACAGUUAUUGAAUCGCUUGUAUAAAAAGAUUGAACGAACAACACACCAAGAUCCGCAUCUUGGGUUAAUCAUUGCUUCACAUCACUUCAUCGAGCCUCCCCCUCUUGUUAACGAGAUUGACCUACUCUGUCUUGCGACCAUGUCUCUCUUAAUCCAGUUUGCUUACCCAUCCUUAUCUGGUUACGGUAAGUUCACAAUUUCCUUUACCAUGAAGCGAUCUUACGGAGAGGAGAUCUCAUUUACGCUAGGUCCUGCUAUCCCCUUGACUGAUCCCGAUGGUAAGUUAAUUCCAAUGAGUGAGGUCUAUGCUCAUAUAUCUCGAUCAAUUAUGAAAUAUGCAGAAAUCUACAACGGAGAUUAUAUAGUUCGACUCAUGAUCCGAGUCUAUAUGGACGGCAAAAAGAUGGAUAGGCCAGCCCUAUCUUCAGAGGAGAGAGAUAGCUCACUUUCUUCAAUCAUUCAAGCCGGAUUGAGUGAGAUCGAGCCAAUAACAGCAAGAGAGAUCCGAAAUCGUAAUCGUAGCUAUCCAACCCAUAUCACAGCACUCAAACCAUGUCGCACUGAGCUGAAACCAUUCAUUGUAGCCGAUACGGAGACUCUACUGAUCGAUAAUGUUCAUAAGCCUUAUGCUGCAGGUCUCUUGAUGGUUCGUCCCGGUGAACAGAUCUAUGAUAUUCUGAUUGAUAGCUACUUCAGUGAAGACUACUCUAUAAUCUUGGAUUCCUUUGAAGAAAGGAGUACUAAGGUACUUUAUGACUUGGUAUUAAGGAUAUCAACGAUUGUUAGACAAGAACAAUCCCCUUUAACAAUUUACUUCCACAACUUCUCUAGAUUCGAUGGAAUUCUCUUGCUUAAGCACCUAGCAUGUCAUCACAAGAGCUACAAGCUAAAACCACUGAUGAGGAACCAUAGGCUAUACGAGUUAGCUGUCUAUUCUGGUACGAAGAUGUUAUUCCGCUUCAGAGACUCCUUGAAUCUACUCCCUGGCAAACUUGCCUCCCUAGCUAAGAAUCUAUGCCCGGGUCUUGGCCCGAAAGGCUCUAUCGCAUAUGAUGAGGUGACACUGUCAAAUCUGGCAAGUAUGAAAAAGAACUUGUUAGACUAUAUGAAGCAGGACAUCCUUCUCCUUGGAGGUGUAAUGCAAAAAGCUCAAGAGAUAUAUUGGGAAGCUGUACAAGGUGGACAUAGAAAGCAAGAUAACCCUUUCCUCACUUGCUCUUAG